AGUCGGCAUGACUGCCUGCGCAGUUCAGAUAGCGUGCAAACCCAUUUUAUCAGGGUAAUCACUGCAAAGCAGCGAUAAUGUUACACUUCGGAUUGGGAUGCGGAAUCGCAUUACUCGUCCUCCUCUGUGGAUCUUCCACAGCCCGAACGCUACCAGAUAACUGGAGACAGUAUGUUGAUGCCGAUGCAAUGGCAGAUAGUAACGACCAAUCACGAUACAGCAACGACUACUGGGAGGGCGACAUUGCAGGGAUUGAUUUCGAAGAGUUGAAAGGGAAUUCCGCCGCCAAUGCGGUCGACAACGACGCUUUGCUGUGGCCCAACAACACUGUUCCCUAUGAAUUCACCACGCAAACUUCGGCUACAUUCAGUUCAUCGGAAAAGAAAAUGAUUAAGGAAGCGAUGGAUAUUAUCAUGCAUUUCACCGGCAACUGCGUCAAAUUUGUGCCUCGCACUUACCAGCUUGACUACGUUAAAUUUCAAAAAAGCUUUCAAUGCUCGUCGAAUAUCGGUCGGUUGGGACAGAAGCAGUUAAUACAACUGACACCGAGUUGCACAGCCCAUUACGGCUGCAUCCAGCACGAGCUGAUGCACACGCUGGGGUUCUACCACGAACAGUCACGCCUCGAUCGGGAUGACCACGUUAUCAUCAACUGGGAUAACAUUGCGGCAGAGGACAAAGCCCAGUUCGAGAAGCGUAAAGGCGUGACAUAUGACCUUCCCUACGACUACCAGUCGAUUAUGCACUACGAAUUGAAAGCCUUCGCAAAAGAUCCGAAUUUCCCUACAAUAAUACCGUUAGUGAAGGGCAUGAAAAUGGGACAGAACGAGAAUCUGAGUCCACUGGACUUGGCCAGGAUUUACAAUGGGAACAUUAGAGUAGUCAUUUAUGAAAUUUUGCCUGUUAAAAGGACUUUCGGUGUUACGUUUGCGGUUUACUUGUGCUAGGUUUCUCCGCUUGCAUCCAUUUUAGGGACACCAAUGGGGCAUCGGGUUGAUGUAUUUAAUAUUGGUAGAAACAGGUCGUUGAAAUUCUUAAUGCAGUUUUUUAAUUUAGGUUAGGGACGUGAUCUCUGGGCAAUAAGCGGGAGUACAGUGGUCGUAACUACUGUAUACUGUUGUCUUUGUCAUUUUGCAGCGUCUUUUGCGGUGCACCACUAUGCCUUGGUUACAAAGCCGCCCACUAUGGCAUCCAUGGUAACAAGUGUUUGAGUGACCACUGGGCGUAACAAAAUAAAGUUGCCAAAGCGCCAACAGUCCGGAAACACUCCCCCGUAGUCUAAAGAUUCUGUUGCACUUUAAAUCAGCAAAAUCGAGUGAUUAAAAGCUGAGAUCACUGGCCGGGAAGAAGAGGUGCCGAAAUCCUGGCACAGAUAAUUAGUAUUCACAUAACUAGGAUAAAUGCACGUUGGCGUGCAUUGGCAGACCGGAGCGCAGCAGCUUUUCGCGUGUGCGGAUGAUAAUUAAUUUUUAACGUGCAACCAGUAGCUCUCUUAACAAUUAACAUAAUCAAUAAUUUUAACUUAGCAACAUAACCAGCCAACAACAUUUUCGAAAGACCUUUCGUAACAACUUUUCGUAAGGAACACACAUACAUUUUUGCAUUGGUGCUGAAUUAAGAGGACCUUCGAUACGCUGUAUCACUAUAAGUCCGUUCAUGUACGAAGUACCAAUAUACCACGAUUUACAUUAAAAAUUUUACCGUAGGGAAUCCAGGCAGCGCUAGCAGUGGCAACUCCCCUCGUAAAAUCAUCGCAGGAGAUUUGCGUUUCAUCGAACACGGCGAGCAUGGCUUCAGAUGUUACUGCCGCUGCCCCGCAUGAGCCUGAAGAUCGCAGUUCCGAUCCAGAAGACUACGUCUACCCACUGCCCCGUCGCCUAUCUUGACCAUUACACCUGAAAAGGGCGGAGAACAGUAUUCGUCAGAUGGCCUGUGCUUAAUUUUCCACUUUCAUGCCAACUGUACCCAAGGACAACACAAUGACACAGUUUUAUUCUACAAACUACUUUGCCACAAACCAUACCAAGGAGAACCAGGACUUGCCAUUGAGGAGUUGCCCCGGCCACCCAUGCGCAACAUUGCCGCUUCUCUGGAAGACUUCCAGAAUUUGACCGGCAAACUGUUGCAACCCAUUCGUAAACAAAUUAUUCAAUUCCAGCUCAACUUUGCGGAAAGCAGUCGAGCCACCGGCAAGCUUCGUGAAAUGAUGCUGAUCAACAUGCUGCAUUUUCGUAUAUUCGACUGUCGUUCCAAUCUGACUAUCCAACGAACGGAUUUCACUACUUCUCCGAAGCUUCGCAUACUCACUAUCACUUGGUGUCGAAUUGCAUCGCUGGAAGCCGACAGCUUCUUCUAUCUCGUGGAUCUUCGUGUCCUUGCUGUGCAGUUUCAAUAUAAAGGAUAUAUUGGAGACGAUACUGACAAAAGAGCCGCCAUUUAUUGCGACCCGGCACUUGCGCUGUAUCGUGCGUGGAUAUCCAGGAAUCAGUAUCUAAUCCAGAA
Messenger RNA from Paramacrobiotus metropolitanus, 2502 nucleotides. RefSeq names its product hatching enzyme 1.2-like. Lineage: Eukaryota; Metazoa; Tardigrada; Eutardigrada; Parachela; Macrobiotidae. Gene Ontology annotation, molecular function: metalloendopeptidase activity; zinc ion binding. The coding region runs from base 78 to 947 and encodes 289 amino acids. The transcript has 7 exons. The record is from RefSeq and is a predicted model, not a curated record. Gene Ontology annotation, biological process: proteolysis.